AUGACCACUGAAAUUUUCGUGAAGUGGCUCCAGCAUUUUCAAAGCUUUGUAAAAGCUAGUCAUAAUGAUAAAAUUCUUCUUAUUGUCGAUGGCCAUGCCAGCUAUAAGUCAUUCGAAGCUUUGAACUUUGCCAAGGAGAAUGGAAUCGAAAUUGUUUGUCUUACUCCACACUGCACCCAUCCUAUGCAGCCUCUCAAUGUGUGCUUUUAUGGACCGCUCAAGACAUAUUUUAACCAACAGAUUUCUGUCUGGCUUAGAAAUCAUCCAGGAAGAGUGGUGGCAGCUCUUCAGAUCGGAUAUUUAUUUAAUCAAGCUUAUGGAAAGACUGCUUCAGUUCAAAAUGCAUGCAAUGGUUUCAAAAACACUGGACUAUGGCCAGUUAAUCCAGACAUAUUUCCAGAUCACUUUUUUGAACCAGCUGAAACAACAAAUAUGCCAAUAGCUUCCACAGCUCAUAACUCAGACUCAAUCCAGGAUCAGAACCUUCCAUCGUUGCCAAUAGAACCGGAGGCUGGCGAGAUUAUGGCCCAGGAACAGAAUAAGGCCCCUGAAUCUUCAUCAAAGCCAUCCACUAGUUCUUGUAAACCAUCUACUUCAUCGGAUUCUUCAGACGCAAUAGCAGUCACUAAUGAUAUUCAUAACACACUGACUGGCUUGUUAGACAUUUCCCAACCAUCCUUUGCAUCGACAAGUUCUUCAGCUGUUCCAGUUAAUGUCAUUUCUCCAGUUUCCAGUGGUAAAUUUGUAAGUGGACAGGGUAAACAAAAGCCAAAGAAAUGA
Messenger RNA from Acanthoscelides obtectus, 780 nucleotides. Lineage: Eukaryota; Metazoa; Arthropoda; Insecta; Coleoptera; Chrysomelidae. The record is from the annotation of a GenBank genome assembly.